This is a messenger RNA of Mastomys coucha (southern multimammate mouse), 637 nucleotides long. RefSeq names its product phosphohistidine phosphatase 1 (gene Phpt1). Gene Ontology annotation, molecular function: protein histidine phosphatase activity. Bases 96 to 470 code for a protein of 124 amino acids. Gene Ontology annotation, biological process: peptidyl-histidine dephosphorylation. NCBI's taxonomy places the organism in Eukaryota, Metazoa, Chordata, Mammalia, Rodentia, Muridae. The transcript is spliced from 3 exons. Gene Ontology annotation, cellular component: cytosol. The record is from RefSeq and is a predicted model, not a curated record.
GCCGGGGCUGCCAAAGGGCCCGCCUCCCUGCGCAUAGGCCUCGGUCGGGUUGGGUAAGGGGCUGUGGGGCCCAGAGACCGAGCGCUUUGGGGAACAUGGCGGCGGACCUAGGUCAGAUUCCUGAUGUGGACAUUGAUUCGGAUGGCGUCUUCAAGUACGUGCUGAUUCGAGUCCACUUAGCAGAGCCUUCCGGGGAUCCGGCGAGGGAGUGCAAAGAAAUCGUGCGUGGCUACAAAUGGGCUGAGUACCACGCGGACAUCUAUGACAAAGUGUCAGGCGAGCUGCAAAGGAAUGGCUAUGACUGUGAGUGCCUAGGCGGCGGGCGCAUCUCCCAUCAGAGCCAGAACAGGAAGAUACACGUGUAUGGCUACUCUAUGGGUUAUGGACGAGCCCAGCACUCUGUUUCAACUGAGAAGAUCAAAGCCAAGUAUCCUGAUUAUGAGGUCACCUGGGCUGAUGAUGGCUACUGAAGCUCUGCCCCCCAGCAGCCAAGUCAAGUCUCUGCUCUUGCUGGGUUCUAUCUUGAUGGGCUGGCCCUGUGAUUUCCUUUUGUACCUUAGGCAACAUACCAUCUGCCAGGCCUUAGAGGCCAGACCAAUCUGGUCCAUAGGAAUUAAAAGCAUUGAUAUGCCUACUA